Molecule: messenger RNA, 3637 nt
Organism: Salpingoeca rosetta
Lineage: Eukaryota; Choanoflagellata; Craspedida; Salpingoecidae
Product: 5-oxoprolinase
Exons: 24
Biological process (GO): glutathione metabolic process
Cellular component (GO): cytosol
Molecular function (GO): 5-oxoprolinase (ATP-hydrolyzing) activity
Source: RefSeq, a predicted model, not a curated record
ACUGCACACUGCGCACAACCAAUACAUCGCACGUCAUCACACUGCACGAACGCCAACCAUCAGCAUGAGCGAAGACAACAAGAGCAGCAAGCGGCGGGGCUUCCGCUUCUCCAUCGACCGUGGUGGCACGUUCACGGACGUGUAUGCGGAGCUGCCCAAUGGCGAGCGCACGGUCAUGAAGCUGCUGUCAGUGGACAGCGGCUACGAGGACGCGCCCACUGAAGCCAUUCGACGCAUCCUGGAGAAGCACACUGGCAAGCCCCAUCCCAAAGGGGAGCCCAUUGAUACGAGCAACAUCGAGUCCAUUCGCAUGGCCACCACGGUUGCCACCAACGCCCUUCUCGAACGCAAAGGGGAGCCCAUUGCACUGGUCAUCACCAAGGGCCUGCGCGACCUGCUGCACAUUGGCAACCAGUCGCGCCCAAAGAUCUUUGACCUGAAGAUUGAAGUGCCAGAAGUGCUCUACUCGCAGGUUGUGGAAGUGUCGGGGCGCGUCAUCCUGUGCGAAGACGGCGAAAUCGAAUCUGUCACUGGCGAGCACCUGAAGGAGGAGAGGCCCCUUGAUCUUGAUGAGGUCCGGCGUGACCUGCAGACCGUGUACGACGCCGGCAUUCGCAGUCUUGCCGUUGUGCUCAUGCACUCCUACCUCCACAGCACACACGAGCAGCAAGUGGGCAAGAUUGCGCAAGAGAUUGGCUUUGAGCACGUGUCGCUCUCCAGCGAGGUGAUGCAGAUGUCUCGCAUUGUUCCUCGCGGCUACACGGCCUGUGCAGACGCCUACCUCACCCCAUGCAUCAAGCGCUACAUUGCGUCAUUCUCUUCCGGCUUCAAGAACAACCUGGAGGGCGUGAGCGUGCUCUUUAUGCAAUCUGAUGGCGGCCUCACGCCCAUGGAGAGCUUUGUUGGCUCGCGCGCAAUCGUGUCUGGCCCUGCCGGUGGCGUUGUUGGCUAUGCCCUCACCGCAUACGACACCGACAAGAAGCAGCCUGUCAUUGGGUUCGACAUGGGUGGCACAUCCACAGAUGUGUCGCGAUAUGGCGGCGUGUACGAGCACGUGUUUGAGACGGUGCUUGCAGGCAUCAUGAUCCAGGCUCCGCAAAUGGACAUCCAAACCGUUGCCUCUGGGGGCGGGUCGCGGUGUUUCUUCCGCAGCGGGCGGUUUGUUGUCGGCCCGGAGAGCGUUGGGUCUGAGCCUGGUCCCGUUUGCUACCGCAAGGGUGGCCACCUCGCCAUCACGGACGCUAACCUCGUGACUGGGCGGCUGAUCCCGGACGACUUCCCCAAGAUCUUUGGUCCAAACUACGAUCAGCCACUCGAUGUUGACGCCUCCCACAAGGCAUUUGAGGAGCUGACCGAGGAAGUGAAUGCGUAUCUGAAGGAAGCGCAAGGCAGCAGCUUCAAGCCACUCAGCAAAUAUGACGUUGCGCUUGGGUUUAUUCGGGUGGCAAACGAGGCCAUGUGCCGGCCCAUCCGCUCUCUCACGCAGUCGAAGGGCCACAACAUCGCCAAUCACGUGCUGGCGUGUUUUGGCGGCGCUGGUGGGCAGCACGCGUGUGCCAUUGCCCGCUCGCUCGGCAUGACCCGCAUCCACGUCUCAAAGUACUCUGGCAUCCUCUCAGCGUAUGGGCUUGCCGCUGCGGAUGUGGUGAAGGAGGAGCAGCAGCCGAGUGCCGCCAUUUUCAAACCGGAGAACAACGCAUCCCUGUGGAAGACACUAGGCGAGCUCACAGCCAAGGCCGUGGAUGCCUUGAAGGAGCAAGGGUUUGCCGACGACAAGAUUGUUGUCGAGCCGUUCCUGAACAUGCGCUACCACAAGACCGACUUUGCCAUGAUGAUCUGCCCCUCUGAGCUCGUGCGCGUGUCCCCGCGUGUGGUUGAGGGCGAGGAAGAGCAAAUUGGCCUCUUCCGCGAAGCAUUUGAGCAGCGGUACAAGCGGGAGUUCAGCUAUAUCAUCCGCGAUCGCGACAUCAUUGUUGAUGACGUGCGUGUUCGCGCCACGGGGGUGACCGUCUAUCCAAACAUUGGCGCAGCCCACGAGCGUGACGGCCCGCUCAAGCCCCAUCGCCACAACCCGGUUGUGUUUGAUGACGCAAAGCCUGUCGACACCCCCGUGUACAACCUUACGGACCUCUGUCUGAGCGAUGAGGUCCACGGCCCUGCUGUGAUCUGUGCAGAUACCAGCACCAUCCUUGUUGAGCCAGACUGCACCGCCAAACUCCUUCCAACCGCAGACCUCGAAAUCAUCAUCGGCGAGGGAAAGCCAAAGGAUAUCACGACAGAGCUUGAUGUUGUGCACUUGUCUGUGUUCCAGCAUCGCUUCAUGACAAUUGCAGAGCAGAUGGGCCGCGCACUCGAAAACACAGCCAUCUCAACCAACAUCAAGGAGCGGCUUGACUUCUCGUGCGCCAUCUUCAGCUCGGACGGGCGCCUAGUGGCGAAUGCGCCGCACAUUCCCGUGCACCUUGGCGCCAUGUCUGAGGCCGUCAAGUACCAGAUCAAGUCUGUCAGCAACCUCAGCCCCGGCGAUGUGCUCGUGAGCAACCACCCAGCCGCUGGUGGGAGCCACCUGCCCGACAUCACCGUGAUCACGCCCGUGUUCCGUGACGGCCACGAUGAGCCGCUCUUCUGGGUCGCCAGCCGCGGCCACCACGCCGACAUUGGCGGCAUCACGCCUGGAUCAAUGCCUCCGACAUCAAACUUGCUCGUGCAAGAGGGCGCGGCCAUCAAGAGCUUCAAGCUGGUUGAGCACGGCGAGUUUCAGGAGCAGGGCAUCACAGAUCUCCUCAUGGAGCCAGCAAAGUAUCCUGGAUCGAGCGGGACCCGAAACCUCAUGGAGAACCUCGCAGAUCUUCGCGCGCAGGUUGCUGCAAACGCCCGCGGGAUUGUGCUGAUGAACGAACUGCUCGACGAGCACGGUGUCGAAGUGGUCAUGGCGUACAUGAACCACAUCCAGGAGAAUGCGGAGCUGUCUGUGCGCAAUCUGCUGAAGGAAGUUGCUGAGGAGACGCAGGAGCUGUUCGGCACAAACGAGCUGCACUGCACAGACUUCCUCGACGAUGGCACGCCAAUCUGCCUCAAGGUCACGGUUGAUGGCGAGAAAGGCGCUGCGCACUUUGACUUUGCCGGCACCGGGUGCCAGGUGUUUGGUAACCUGAACACGCCGCGCGCGGUUGUGUACUCGGGUAUCAUCUACUGCCUCCGCUGCAUGGUUGGCCACGACAUUCCACUCAACCAGGGCUGCCUCGCCCCAGUCACCGUCAACAUUCCGUUUGGGAGUGUGCUGUGGCCUGACGAUGAGGCUGCGGUUGUGGGCGGGAACGUCCUCACUUCUCAGCGCAUCUGUGACGUCGUCCUCAAGGCCUUCCGCGCUUGCGCCGACUCACAGGGCUGCAUGAACAACCUGACGUUCGGCAACGACAAGCUCGGCUAUUACGAGACAAUUGGCGGCGGAAGCGGUGCCGGCAAGGACUGGGACGGCCGCAGCGGCGUGCACACGCACAUGACCAACACGCGCAUCACAGACCCGGAGGUGCUUGAGCGCCGCUACCCUGUUGUUGUGGAGCAGUUUCAGCUGCGCAAGGGGUCCGGCGGUGAAGGGAAACACCGCGGUGGUGACGGCCUUGUCCGCGAACUCAGG